AUGAUGAAAAGUAUCAACUAUCAUGGAUUCCUUAUAACGAAUUUCAAGAUAUAGACGAGAUAGGAAAAGGUGGAUUUGCGACCGUGCAUUAUGCGUAUUGGCACGAUAAAAAUAGAAAUUAUUGGAAUGAAGUUGCACUUAAAUUGAUUCAUGAUUCAAAUAAAUGUAAUCAAGAAUUUAUCAAUGAG
Messenger RNA from Racocetra fulgida, 188 nucleotides. The record is from the annotation of a GenBank genome assembly. Lineage: Eukaryota; Fungi; Glomeromycota; Glomeromycetes; Diversisporales; Gigasporaceae.